AUGUUGAAUCAUCUGCUCCUGGUGGGCUUGGGCGUCUUGGCUGCCAAUGCGAGGGCGCACCCUCACACGGGCCUCGCGGACCUGGCCCGGUCAAGCCGCAAGACCAGCCUCGGCCGAUUUCGGAUGCCCGAGUCGGGCGUCUACGUGCCGGCUGCCAAGGUCCAGGCUGACGAGCCCGUCAUGAGCAUCGCCACGGGAGCCAGCUAUGUCGCAACCGCAGAGGAGCUGCUCAAGUCCAAAGCCCCUGGCGCCGAGUAUCGCGUCGUCAACGACCACUACGUCGGCUCCGACGGCAUCGCGCACGUCUACUUCAAGCAGACCCUGCAUGGUCUCGACAUUGACAAUGCCGAUGCCAACAUUGGCAGAGACGGCAAGGUCUUCUCCUACGGCAGCAGCUUCUUCAGCGGCGACAAGCCCGCCGACAGUCCCCUCGUCAAGCCCGAGCAUUCGCAUCCCGUGGCCGCGCUCAACGCUGCCGUCAAGGCUCUCCACCUGGCCAUUUCCACCGGCAACGUCGAGGCUCAGCCAAAAGGGGCCGGCAACAGCCAGCACUUUGUCCUCGCCGGCACGUCCGGGGCCGUGAGCCACCCAGAGGCCAAGCUCGUCUACCUGCGCCGCAGGGAUGGGGGGCUGGCGCUCUGCUGGCGAGUCGAAACCGACGUCCUCGACGACUGGCUGCUCACCUACGUCGACGCCUACCAGCCGGACAAGAUACACGGCGUCGUCAACUACGUGUCCGAGCUCACCACGUUCCAAGUGUAUCCCUGGGCUGUCAACGACCCCACGCUGGGGUCGCGGAAGAUCCUGCCCGACCCCUGGAACGCCGCCUCGUCCCCGUUCACGUGGCUGGGCGACGGCCAGCACAACUACACGACCACCCGCGGCAACAACGCAAUUGCCCAGGACAACCCGGACGGCGGGGACGGAUACCUCAGCAACCAUCGGCCGAGCAGCCCCGGCGGCAGGUUCGAGUACGCCUUCUCCCCCGCGCAGAGCAGCCCGCCGAGCUACAGAGACGCCUCCAUCACGCAGCUCUUCUACACGGCCAACAAGUACCACGACCUGCUCUACGUCCUGGGCUUCGACGAGAAGGCGGGCAACUUCCAGCAAAACAACAACGGCAAGGGCGGCAUCGGCGGCGACUUUGUCAUACUGAACGCGCAGGACGGAUCCGGCCUGAACAAUGCCAACUUCGCCACGCCUCCCGACGGCGGCAACGGCCGCAUGAGAAUGUACAUGUGGACGACGGCCAGUCCCCAGCGAGACGGCUGCUUCGACGCCAACGUCAUCCUGCACGAGUACACCCACGGCCUGUCGACGAGGCUGACGGGCGGUCCCACCAACACGGGCUGCCUGGACGGGCUCGAGUCCGGAGGCAUGGGCGAGGGCUGGUCCGACUUUAUGGCUCUUGCUGUCCAUCUCAAGUCCUCCGACACGAGGAGCAAGGACUACGGCGUCGGGCCGUGGGUUGCCAACCGACCGAAUGGAAUCCGCCAAUACCCCUACUCGACUAGCAAGACCACCAACCCCAUGACCUACGGCACCGUCAACACCCAGGACGAGGUCCACGCCAUCGGAACCGUCUGGUGCACCGUCCUCUACGAGGCGAUCUGGAACCUGAUUGACAAGCACGGCAUCACCGGCAGUGACUGGCCAGUGUUUGACUCUGCCGGAGUCCCCAAGGAUGGCCGCUAUCUGGCCAUGAAGCUCGUCAUGGGGGGCAUGGCUCUCCAGCCGUGCAAUCCCAACAUGGUGUCGGCCCGGGACGCCAUUCUCGAUGCAGACAGGGCGCUUACCGAUGGCGACAACGAGUGCGAGCUGUGGAAGGCUUUUGCUAAGCGAGGUCUGGGCCGGAAUGCACGAUAUGAAGAGAGCCAUCGCACCGAGGACUUUGGCGUUCCGGAGGGGGUGUGCAGCUCUUGA
Messenger RNA from Ustilaginoidea virens, 1923 nucleotides. RefSeq lists its product as uncharacterized. The coding region runs from base 1 to 1923 and encodes 640 amino acids. The transcript is spliced from 3 exons. The record is from RefSeq and is a predicted model, not a curated record. Gene Ontology annotation, molecular function: metalloendopeptidase activity; zinc ion binding. Lineage: Eukaryota; Fungi; Ascomycota; Sordariomycetes; Hypocreales; Clavicipitaceae.